GAUUAGUGAGUCAGUAUACAUUUGUACUCCAUUUCUAUCACUAUCCUCCUUUUGAUUAAAGUCAUAGCUGCCUCCGAAUAUUUACUGUGAAAGACAGUUCAAGGAUAUUUAGUGUUUUUUUUUUAAGCCCACAGUUUCACACACUGUCUUCAAAAUGGAACCCUCUUUGGAUGUUAUCAGUGUGGUGUGUAGUUAGUAGUUAGUAGGUGUAGAUACUGUUCCUUGAGCCUCAGUUUCUGCAUUUGGGAACAGUUUCUGCAAAGGGAAGGGUGUUGCUUUGAAGGAGAGAUGUGAGGGUUUUCAAAUGACUUGGUGUAUCAAUGAAAAGGGCCCACGGUGGAGGAGGUGAACAAUAGAUGCUGUGCCUCCUGCUUUCAUCUCUCUGACUUUGGAAGUAGGGAGAGUGACCUGUGUACUUCUGCUGACUUCGUGGAUUUGGGGAUUGGCUGAAUUACUUGACGUGAUUUUUGGAUGUUCCCCCUCUUCUCACCCUCCCCGGCUUUGGAAGAGAUGUUCUGGGGGCUGAAGGAUUUGUUUUGUAUUUGUUUUUCUUCUCUCUCUUUUUCCUUCAAAUGGACCAUGAAGUUCUUUUCCUGCUGGUUGGCUGCAUCCUGAGUUCCCCUCUCUUCUCUCUCAUGUACAUCUAGGACUCUGGAGUGGCUUUUAGAAGCCUGGUUAUCAUGCACCUGCACUGGGCCAGAUGGCAGGGGAAGGCUUGCCUAGCCCUGCCCUGGGAGGAGGGCUGCCUCUCUGUUUGUUUGCGGGUCUUGAGGGUGCUUGCUUUAGAAGACCCUAGGAAGAUGACAUUUUCUCUAAUGAAGGACUACACCAGCAAAAGAAGUCAGCAGAAAUUGUGUUGGGCCACAAAUCCAAAGACCUGGAUUUUUGACCUACUAAGGGGAGUGGUGCAGAGCCAAGCCAAUUUGCUCCGAAUCCCCCUUUCUCAUCCGUGAAGUGCAGGAAUUGAUGGCUGGGCUCCUGGAGUCACCUACUUCAUGCCCUGUAGUCUUCUGACUCAAAUACCUCUGGUGUGAUGUGUGAGCCCUAGUCUGUGGAGAAAACCAGAUGGUCCCUUCCAGAUCUUCCAGACUCUAGAUCCAUGUACAUGGUUCAAGCUUCCUCCCCAAGGGUGCUAAUAAAAACCAGUUCUUGCAGCUAUUUCUGUGUCUGGUGGUCUCCUAGCCACAUGUCCCCUGAAGGCAGGGAAACUGGGAAUGAGAGUGUGGGCAAAAGGCAGAUCAAAAGCAAAGCUUGAAUGAAGGUGGAGGGAGGGAUCUUGUCUAUUAUUGCUGCCUCUUUCUAUCUGCCCUGGAAAGGAUUGGAGAUGAGGCUGUGGUAAGACCCCAGCCUCCCUCAUCCAAGAAGCAGCAGUUUGUUGGUUGAGAGCACAGACUUAGAAGCUGAAUGACCUGGGUUUCGAUCUUUGCUGCAUGACCUUGAGCCAUUUACUUGGCUUCUGUUUCACCAUCUGUAAGAUGAGGAUAAUAAAACUGCCUACUUCAAAAAUGUAAAAGUACCUAUCUCAUAGGGUUCUCAUGAGAAUUAAAUGAAUAUAUGUGAAGCUAUGCUAUGAAGUACCAUAGUAAGCACUAUAUUCAGGUCAGCUAGUGAUAUUCUGUUUCUGUAGGUAAUUGUGAAGGGAACUGAUUAUCUGUUUUCAAAAAAGUUGCAACCACUUACCGAAAUGUCAACAUCAUCCUGUUACUUCUGAGGAAGAAAAAAGGUUUGAGUUAUUACCUCAGCUCUUUUCAGGUCUCCGCAUGUGUUUUAGUUAAUGGUUCCCUCAUUUGCCUUAAUUUGUAAGCAGUUGAUACUCAUUGGUGAGAAUGAGAACAGCGAUUUCUCCAUGAUCCUCAUACCCUCACCCCUGGCAGGGACUGACUGAAAUACCCUUGGUUUCCACCACUCAGACCUUGGGUCUGACUUGCCUGGCAAAUGAGGAAAAAGACCAACAAAUAUCUAUGCUUGAUUCAGCCCCUGCUCUGUGCCAGGCCCUGGUGUCUGGCUUGAUGUCCUCAUUUCCCUCGACUGCCCUGUGCUUGGUGUACACAUGCUGGCUCCCCUGUGCUCCGUUUUAAGGCCUAACGAGGAGGAGCUGAGGAUGAAGAGUGCAGACGAUAAUACCCCUGCUGUGGCAGAGCGUCCUGAUGUCCAGGAGUCAGUGGGUCCCUUGGUGGCCCCCACGCCUCUCCGUCCGUGGCCCCAGAUGACACUUCAGGUUUCUGAAGUUACAGUGACUGGCAAACCCCCAGAGGAAGGUGAUGUUCCCAGAAGCAGUCCACCUGUGGCUUUCACAGAGGUCCCCCAGGCACCGGCCAUCAGGAUUCCCCUCUCUUCCUCCCUCUGUGGCCUGGGUGGCUCUCCCAGGGACCAGGCCUCGGGGCCCGAUGCAAGUGAGGGGGCAGCUGGGCCUUUCCUGGAACCCAGCCAGCGACAGGUGGAGGCUACGUGGGAAGUAUCCAGAGAGAAUGGAAGGGGCCGAAAGGACCCCACAGUGGGAGCUAUCAUGGAUGAGACCCCUGGGGGUCUGGAGGUCGUGAGUGGGUUGGAGGAGCUGCUUGGCGAGGACACCAUUGACCAGGAGCUGGAGCAGCUCUACCUGUCCCACCUGAGCCGCCUGCGGGCUGCCGUGGCUGCUGGUGGGACAGGAGGUAGUGGGGAGGGCCCCACAGAUGGGGGGGUAUCUCCCAGCCAUCCCCUGGGCGUACUCACGGACCGCGACCUGAUCUUGAAGUGGCCUGGCCCUGAGCGGGCCCUGAACAGUGCCCUGGCUGAGGAGAUCACGCUGCACUAUGCCAGGCUGGGGCGUGGUGUGGAGCUCAUCAAGGACACCGAGGACCCUGAUGAGGAGGGAGAGGGGGACGAGGGGCUCCCCAUCAUACCCUCCAGCCCAGAAGGGGACACCCCCAAGGAAUCGCCUCCGGAAAUCCUCUCUGGGGCCCAUCCUGUGGUAGCUACUAUGGGAGAUGUGUGGCUCCCGUGGGCAGAAGGCUCAGGAUGUAACAGCCCUGUGGUUCUGAGUAUGGAGGGUCAGUUCACUGGGGCUCCAGAGAAGGGGAUGGGCAAGGACGCUGACUCUUUGCAUGUGAAUAGGGUGAUAGCUGGGGUGACUGGGUCACCAGGGGGGACAGAAGUCCAGAUGGAGUUUACCACUGAGUUGGCAGACAGAUCGGUUUCUAUAUUCGGCAAGGAGCCAGCUGCUCCAGUCCUGCAGGGGCAAGAUCUCCCCCUCCUUGGUUCCUUGGGGGCUGAAGUCUGUCCUUCCAGCCUGGCCAGGCCCCAUGUGAGCUCCCAGGAUGAAGAGGGUUCAGGCCCAAGCCUUGAGCCCCCAAAGAGGUCUCCAACCCUAGCAGCCCCUGCAGAGAGUGUGUGUGUAUUGCCUCCCCAGCUCUGGGGGCCCUUGACCCAGACUCUGGGGGUCCUGGCUGGGCUGGUGGUGGUCCCUGUGGCUCUGAACAGUGGUAUGUCCCUCCUGGUGCUUGCGCUGUGCCUCUCUCUGGCCUGGUUCUCGUAGGAGCUGCUUGUGAGAUCAGCAAUAACAGGCUUCCCCCUCUCUGGGGAGGGGUAGCCCCUCCCCCCAGAGGGUUCAGAUGGGAUGUGUGGCCUGUACAGCGAAGGGUCCUUUGCUUCUGAGAAUGCUUGACUGGAGAGAGGCCUUCCUGUCCCUUAGCUCUCCAGUCAGCGUGGGGCUCCCUGCGGUGAUACCAGUGGAGAGAAACAGCAUGGGUGGAUGGUGUGAGUGAGAACUUUCAGAAUGGAAUGGGGCAUGUCCUCCCUUCCCAUCCCGCCCCCCCCAAGCCUGUAUUUAUUUUUGUAUAAUUCUCUGGAUGAGGGAGAGUGGUCAUGAGCUGGUCUUGGGGCACAAUUACCCAGAGAUAUAUUUAUUAACAGCCAACCUGUGCAACCUGCUGGAGCUUUAUUUUUAAUUUAAUUUAUAUAGAGUACCUAUUAUUAUAUGCCACAAUACAGCUCUAUGAGAAACGAUGUGUCUUGUUGUGCAAUGUUCUCCUGUUCGGGUCUGAAUGUGCAGGGUGGUCACGUUCUG
This is a messenger RNA of Lagenorhynchus albirostris (white-beaked dolphin), 4045 nucleotides long. It is a transcript of the gene PPP1R3F, whose product is annotated as protein phosphatase 1 regulatory subunit 3F. The transcript has 4 exons. Gene Ontology annotation, biological process: regulation of glycogen biosynthetic process. Gene Ontology annotation, molecular function: glycogen binding; protein phosphatase 1 binding. The record is from RefSeq and is a predicted model, not a curated record. Lineage: Eukaryota; Metazoa; Chordata; Mammalia; Artiodactyla; Delphinidae. Bases 2051 to 3514 code for a protein of 487 amino acids. Gene Ontology annotation, cellular component: protein phosphatase type 1 complex.